GAACCGCUGUGGUUUAAGGUGUACACGAGAGGAGUAUGGUUGGGGAAAGGAUAUUGAUCUGUUAAAGGAGAGUAGUAUUCACGCGCAUGACAGAUACUUUCUGUCCCCAGCUUGUACCGGCAGAGGCAGGUGGUGGUGGUGAUGGUGGUGAUGGUUGUAAUGGUAGUGGGGAACACCUCUUCACCAUCCAAAGUCUGAUAAGGUUGAUAGGCGAGAGGAGAAUAAGAUCUUUAGGGAGAGGAUCGUGUCACUUGUUUAGCCAAAGAGGAAUUAUCUGUCGUAUAAGAGACGGGAUCGUUGCCCAUUGAGGACAAUAAAUAAUGUCAGAUUACGAGGACAGUGAUUUUUGCGGAGAGGAGGAAGUCAUACCCAAUUGGGAAAUUACAAGGGAGUGGCUUGAAGGAAUUUUUGCUGAAUAUUAUAUGCACAAGGUUGAUAUAGGUGAAUUAACAACCCUAUCGGUACGGAAACCUGAUGCAACUCUAUUGAACGAAAAUGUUCUCUGUGAUAUUACUUACGCCAAAUUUGAGUUAAUUAGUCCAACUGGUGUAUCCGAAAUGAAAAUCUUCAUCAAACGAUUACCAGCGGAUCUCUUUAAUCGUUUUUUCGUAACGGAGGGUCAAUACGAUUUACGUGAAAUCAAAUUUUACACCGAGAUAGUACCGGAUCUUAAACUAUUACCACCACAGGGAAGAAGAGUUAGACGAAUAGAAGGACAAACAACUCCUGAUGAUCCAUUAAAAUUACUAACGUGUUAUUACGCGCAUUACAGUCCACCAGAAAGAAACGAUGAUAGUCCUAAACAGACAGACGCCGACAGUUUGAUACCACCUGAGUCUGUAUUAGUAUUAUCCGAUUUGGAUUUAAAAAGUGUAUCAUUCGCCGAAGGAUUAUCAUUUGCUCAAGCUAAAGCUGCAUUAGAUUCGAUAGCCGGGAUACAUGGAUUAUCUCUUUGCAUGAAAAUAAGGGACGAUGAACCUUUGCCAGAUCGUUAUCCAUUCUUAUUUCAAAAGACCAAAGCAACUGAUUCUUAUCAACAAAUGGUAGAACGUGGAUUUUCACAAUUAGCUAACUAUUUAGGAUGUUUGACAGGUCUCGAACCAGUUCUUGAAGCUUUGAUGGCACUUAGACCAAAAACCAAAGACAUCAUCAUGAAUCUUCUUGCACCAGAAAGUCCAUUAGCAACGAUUACGCAUAUGGAUUUCUGGUGUAAGAAUGUUAAAUUUUCUUAUACACCGAAUAUCAAGUGUUACAUUCUUGAUUGGCAAAUGGUCGCUUAUAGCAGACCAACGAAUGAUGUUGCAUUAUUAUUAGUUAGUUCCCUGCCAAGCGAAUUACGUCGUAAAUAUACUGAAUCUCUUUUGGAUGCUUAUUGGAAUUCUUUAAACGAAUGGUGCUUCAUUUACGGCCUUGAUAUAACCAAAGAACUGGGAUACACGAGAGAAGAUCUCUCUAAGGAUUACAGAAAGUCUCAAUUAUUAGCAUUGUUAUUAUGUAUUGGCUCGAUAGACAUAGCUUUGGAAUAUCCGCAAACGAAGCAACGUUUAAUUGACGUUUUACAAGAUUUACACGACGAUGGCAUAUUAACCGAAGAAAUUGCAAUAACGAGGACGGAAUCAGAAGCUUAAAAAGCGUUCCUAAAAAAACGAGCUAUACCGAAAAAAAAAAAAA
Molecule: messenger RNA, 1671 nt
Organism: Polistes dominula (European paper wasp)
Lineage: Eukaryota; Metazoa; Arthropoda; Insecta; Hymenoptera; Vespidae
Source: RefSeq, a predicted model, not a curated record